AUGUCACAAAUGUUCGUCUUACACCCCUUGUUCGCUCUUCUGCUGUUGCUCUUCGCGAUUUGCCAUGCUGCCCCUAUGUUGGAGUCUCGAGCCGGCACACAGGUGGCGACCUUCGCCGGGGGCUGCUUCUGGGGCGUGGAGGAUCUCUUCACGAAGCAGUUCACGAAGGGGCUGUCGAAGACGACCACAGGCUACAUCGGCGGGAGCGCUCCAAAUCCCAAGUACAGAGACGUCUGCUCUGGCGCGACAGGCCACGCGGAGGCGGUGCGCUUCGAAUUCAACCCGAGCGUAGUCAAGUACGACGACUUAGUCGAGUUCUUCUAUCGCAGCCAUGACCCGACGGUUGCGAAUCGCCAGGGUUCUGAUGUCGGAAGCCAGUAUCGCUCCGUGAUCUUCUACACUACUCCCCAGCAACAGGCUAUUGCCCAGAAGGUCACACAGGAUGUCCAGAAAAGAAGCUCUUCGCAGGUGGGUGUCGUCAUUUAG
This is a messenger RNA of Sparassis crispa, 486 nucleotides long. Its product is annotated as Probable peptide methionine sulfoxide. The record is from RefSeq and is a predicted model, not a curated record. The coding region runs from base 1 to 486 and encodes 161 amino acids. The transcript has 4 exons. Lineage: Eukaryota; Fungi; Basidiomycota; Agaricomycetes; Polyporales; Sparassidaceae. Gene Ontology annotation, molecular function: peptide-methionine (S)-S-oxide reductase activity.